Molecule: messenger RNA, 1825 nt
Organism: Trematomus bernacchii (emerald rockcod)
Lineage: Eukaryota; Metazoa; Chordata; Actinopteri; Perciformes; Nototheniidae
Gene: ppp1r3db
Product: protein phosphatase 1, regulatory subunit 3Db
Exons: 2
Coding region: 159-1070 (303 amino acids)
Biological process (GO): regulation of glycogen biosynthetic process
Cellular component (GO): protein phosphatase type 1 complex
Molecular function (GO): glycogen binding; protein phosphatase 1 binding
Source: RefSeq, a predicted model, not a curated record
UAUGGAGUGUUGCUGGCAUUUGCUGGCAGAGGCAAGCUGUCCGUCAUCUGCUGGCAGUUGGGUUCUUAACAACUUGGCUUUCGGACUGUGAACAAGGUCAAUGCAAGAGGCAGGCUGAACAACACAACACAACACAAGAAGUCUCUGCUGAACGAGGGAUGUUCAAUUUGAUGAAAAUGCCCAGUUCUGGUGAUAAGAGUAGGAUCCAGUCCCAAUUCACCAGUGGCUCCAACGACAUAUGCGCCAAGAGAAAUGUCACGAUUCGUCUUCGGGACAUUUACGAUCCCAAGCCUUCUCCCAAAGCCCCGGUUCGGAUUCGCCCUCCAGGUCCAAGACCUCCGUCAGUGAAGGAACUCAAUUUAAAGCAAAGCUCGGCAGGUGAUCCUCCAACCAAGACCAUCAUGAGGAGACGAGCUCAGUCUCUUCCUUCCUCUGCAGAAAGGAAAAAGGAACUUCGAAGCUUGCAGGUACGCUUUGUUGACUCUUUGGGCCUUGAGUUAGAGGAUGUUAAAGUCUUCAAAGUUCAAGAGGAGCCCCUGAUACCCCAACAUGUCAUGUUCAGACUACUGAUGAGCUCAGAGCUGGCUUUCGGGAAGUCAUUAGAGCUUUCUCUGCCUUACUUCAAACCUUGUUUCCCUGAAGAUAUGAGGACUCACGCUGACUUUUAUAACCGUCUUUGCUCUCAGAGUGUGUGUCUGGAGCAGGUUUCAUGUUCAGAGCAGGGGAUAACAGGCACUAUACAAGUAAUUAAUUUAGCUUAUGAGAAGGAAGUCACAGUGCAAUACUCUUUCACCAACUGGAGAACACACACAGACACAACGGCAUCCUGGGUGUCAAGCGGGAACCAUGAGAAACACAAAGCUCCAGAAAACGAUAUCUUCAGAUUUCGUCUGCCUGUCCCACCCUUUAUUUUGCAGCCAGGAGCCAUGUUAGAAUUUGCCAUCUGCUACCGUGUUAAAGGACGUAAUCAUUGGGACAAUAACAAUGGACAUAAUUACAAACUGUCCUGCCACAGUUACAACGUGACUGUGCCGAGGGAGUGUGAAGACAGCAUGCUGCAUUUCACCUGAACAUCCACAUGGUGGUGCUGUUACACCUGCACAUAAAUACUAUGGGGGAGCGAACAAGCAAAACAACUUUACAGUAACUACGUUUCCCUUUACUUAUAACAAGCAGAGGUGAAAUGUAAUUUUGAAAAUGUAAUACAGCUUUUCAGUACUUUUCCACUUUAUAAUGUAUUUUUAUUUCACUAUAUUUCAGAGGCAUAUAUUGUACUUUCUCUACAUUAUCAGUGAACAACUGUGAUUACAUUUCAGAUUAACAUGUAUCGUCAGUUUAAACAACAAUGUAACUACAGUAAGUGCGUAACAACCUAAUGUAUAACACAGCUUCAAUUAUGCUUACAUCUUAUAUUGUAUAAUAAUAAUAAUAAUACACUGACCUGUUGCAUAAUACUUGUAAUAAAGUAUUGUGUUUACUUUAGCCAAGGAUUUAGUACAAUGUUCUAUCCAUGAUCAACUUUAAUUGACAAUAGUAGUUGCAGAGGGUCAUUAGGUGACAUUUUAAUAUACUUCUAAAAGUAAUUACUUAAGGCUUGGUAUUUUACUUUUUUUUUUUUUAAAUGCAUCUACAAGAAAGUUAACAGUGGUUUUACGAUCAAGUAAAUGCUAUUCUUAAUUACAAAUCUGCAUCUUAUAGAUUAUUGAAGUUUGAUAUAAUACAUUGGUGUUCAUAAAGUGAAAUAUAAAAACUUGUCAGCUUCACUACAUGUUUGUACUUCAGCCAUAGGGGUGUGCCAACAAGUCAUGCAUUUAGCACUUCCACU